This is a messenger RNA of Elgaria multicarinata webbii, 3165 nucleotides long. RefSeq names its product potassium voltage-gated channel subfamily H member 4 (gene KCNH4). Gene Ontology annotation, molecular function: voltage-gated potassium channel activity. NCBI's taxonomy places the organism in Eukaryota, Metazoa, Chordata, Lepidosauria, Squamata, Anguidae. Bases 1 to 3165 code for a protein of 1054 amino acids. Gene Ontology annotation, biological process: regulation of membrane potential; potassium ion transmembrane transport. The transcript has 16 exons. Gene Ontology annotation, cellular component: plasma membrane. The record is from RefSeq and is a predicted model, not a curated record.
AUGCCGGUGAUGAAAGGCUUGCUGGCGCCGCAGAACACCUUCCUGGACAACAUCGCCAACAGGUUCGAUGGGACACAUAGUAACUUCCUCCUGGCCAACGCUCAGGUGCAUCGCGGCUUCCCCAUCGUCUACUGCUCUGACGGGUUCUGCGACCUCACUGGCUUCGCCCGGACCGAAGUCAUGCAGAAGAACUGCAGCUGCCGCUUCCUGUACGGCAGCGAGACCAGCGAAACGGUUCUGCAGCGCAUUGAGAAAGUGCUGGAGGGAAAGCAGGAAUACCAGACGGAGGUCUGCUUCUACAAGAAGGGAGGAACAGCCUUUUGGUGCCUGCUGGACAUUGUCCCUAUCAAGAACGAGAAAGGCGAGGUGGUCCUUUUCCUCUUCUCCUUCAAGGACAUCACCGAGAGCCGUGGGAAGAGUCAGCCCAGCGAAAAGAAGGAUGAAAAGCACCGCUGCAAGAAGGCAGGGAGUUCCCACCUGCGAGCGGCCAGGAAACAGGGCCGCACAGCGCUGCACCAUCUUGCCAGGCAAUUCAGCAAGAAAGAGCGGACAGAGAUGAAGAUUAACAGUGAUGUCUUUGAAAACAAGCCCUCGGUGCCCGAGUAUAAAGUGGCCUCCGUCCAGAAGUCUCGCUUCAUCCUCCUCCACUACAGCGUCUUCAAAGCCCUCUGGGAUUGGCUCAUUCUCCUGGCCACUUUCUAUGUGGCUGUGACUGUUCCUUACAAUGUGUGCUUUACUGACAUCGAGGACAGUUUGGCGGCCGCUCGCAGCACCAUCGUCAGCGACAUCGCCGUGGAGAUGCUUUUCAUUGUCGACAUGAUUUUGAACUUCCGGACUACGUAUGUCAGCCAGUCAGGCCAGGUGGUUUAUGAUACUCGUUCUAUCUGCCUCCACUAUGUGGCCACAUGGUUCUUUGUGGAUCUGAUCGCCGCCUUGCCCUUUGACCUCCUCUAUGCCUUCAAUGUUCCAGUGACCUACCUGGUGCACUUGCUGAAGACGGUGCGCCUUCUCCGCUUGCUCCGCCUCCUCCAAAAGCUGGAUCGCUAUUCUCAGUACAGUGCUAUGGUCCUGACGUUACUCAUGUCCAUGUUUGCCCUGCUGGCCCACUGGAUGGCUUGCAUCUGGUAUGUCAUCGGCAGGCAGGAGAGCAACGACCCAGUGACCUGGGACAUUGGCUGGCUCCACGAACUGGGCAAGCGGAUAGAGGCUCCGUACAUCAACAGCUCCGUGGGCGGACCGUCCAUCCGCAGCGCCUACAUCGCUUCCCUGUACUUUACCCUCAGCAGCCUGACCAGUGUGGGCUUUGGCAAUGUCUGUGCCAACACAGACGCCGAGAAAAUCUUCUCCAUCUGCACCAUGCUCAUUGGUGCUCUGAUGCAUGCUGUAGUCUUUGGCAAUGUGACAGCCAUCAUCCAGCGCAUGUAUUCACGGCGCUCCCUCUAUCAUACCCGCAUGAAGGAUCUGAAGGAUUUCAUCCGUGUCCACCGCCUGCCCCAGCAGCUCAAGCAGCGAAUGUUGGAGUACUUUCAGACCACGUGGUCCGUCAACAACGGCAUUGAUGCCAAUGAGCUCCUGCGUGACUUCCCAGACGAGCUGCGAGCUGACAUCGCCAUGCACCUAAACAAGGACAUCUUGCAGCUGCCGCUGUUUGAGAGCGCCAGCCGCGGCUGCCUGCGCGCCUUAUCCCUGCACAUCAAGACCUCCUUCUGCGCUCCUGGCGAGUACCUGCUCCGCCAGGGGGACGCCCUGCAAGCCAACUACUUUGUCUGCUCUGGCUCCCUCGAAGUCCUCAAGGACAACAUCGUGCUGGCCAUUUUGGGUAAAGGAGAUCUCAUCGGUGCUGACCUGCCCAGCAAAGACCAGGUCAUCAAGACCAACGCAGAUGUCAAGGCAUUGACCUACUGUGACCUCCAAUACAUCAGCUUGCGUGGGCUCUUUGAAGUGCUGGAGCUGUACCCCGAAUAUUCUGCCAAGUUUAUGGCAGAUAUCCACCAGGACCUCACCUUCAACCUCCGCGAGGGCAGUGAGAUUGAGGGACUUCUCCGAUUCUCCAGGUCCCCACGUUUAUCCCAGUCUCACCCUGAAAGUGGUGCUACCCCCGAAAAGCCCCUGUCCUCCAUCCAGGAAUAUGGUGAGGAUCCUGAGGAUUUCUUCCAGCCCUCGCCUGCCACCAUCACCCGCCGUAAACUCCUGUUGCCCAACCUCAACAGCCCGGUAAGGCGGGGCUCCCUAAGCAGCCUGCUCGGAGAUGACCUGCGUCAGUUCUCAGCCCUGCGGCGAACGUGUCGGUCCCCGGCCCUCUGCAACCGGGGACAUAGCCCUUCUUCACGUUGGCGCCGCGAAGAACGACACUCUGACAGUGACAGCAGCAAUGGCAGGAAACCUGGCAAGCUCCUCAUUCCCUCUCUCAUGAACUACGGACCCCCAGACCUCAGCCCCAGAGUCGUUGAUGGAAUUGAAGAUGAUGGUGGAGCGUUGGAGACACAGACCUUUAGUUUCAACAUGGAUCAGCCCCCACAGAGUUCGGUGCAGGAGCCUCCUGUGUCAGGGAUGGAACAAGCCAAUCCCGUGUCAGCUGUGGACGCUGACGAGGUGAAGCAGAACAUCAGGAGGCUCAAUCAAGAGAUCAACAACCUGAACCGGGAAGUUUCCCAUCUCAGCCGGGAGCUGCAACAUCUAAUGAGCCUCCUUCAGAGCCAGUUUGCUGCUCAGUCCUACGUCCCAACUUUGACCUGCCUCCACCACUGUGGCCAGGCCUCGCCCUCCCCACCUCCGGUCAGCAAACUACCUUCAUCUCAGGCUUCAGUUUCCGUGCCGCCCUCCGGCCUCCCGGCCUCUUCAAGCGUAGACUUUUCUGCCUUCGCCAACUCCCCACCUUCUUCUGCCUCCCAAUCCACAGAGCCCUUGGAACUCUGGGAGCAGAGGGGCUCCACGUCCUGUGGCCCUGCCAGCCCAUCCUAUCAGUACCAUUCACCUCGGGCAAACACAGGACGUGGAAGCCACCACCGCGGGCGGAGAACCAACAUGACUUCUUCUCAUUCAAGCUCGCCCGUGUUGUGUCCUGUGACUUCUCUGUCCCCAAGAAACUCCUUUUCCACCUGCUCAGGACAGGGCUGUCCGUCAACACACUUCUAUUUCCGGUCAAGAUCAGAGAACUUUCGCUGA